Lichtheimia ornata is the source of this 708-nucleotide messenger RNA. RefSeq lists its product as uncharacterized. The transcript is spliced from 7 exons. Gene Ontology annotation, biological process: RNA metabolic process. NCBI's taxonomy places the organism in Eukaryota, Fungi, Mucoromycota, Mucoromycetes, Mucorales, Lichtheimiaceae. The coding region runs from base 1 to 708 and encodes 235 amino acids. Gene Ontology annotation, cellular component: nucleus; cytoplasm. The record is from RefSeq and is a predicted model, not a curated record. Gene Ontology annotation, molecular function: single-stranded DNA binding; sequence-specific DNA binding; RNA binding.
AUGUCUUCAGUCGAUCUCACUUUUUUCGGUGACAUUCAGCAAUCGCUCGAACAAGAAUACAACCGCAAGGAUGAAAUACGCGUCAAAGUCAGGGAAUUAGAACGCACGUGUCGAAAGCUUGUUGCUACUCUCGAUCUUAUUCAUUCCAAUCCCAUUGGACCUGUACCCGAGAUCACAUUUACCGAGGUGCAGCAACACGUCAAGGAGUUGGCAGCUCUCAUCCCGGAUAACGAGUUUUACAAAUACUGCGAUCUGUGGUCAAGACAAAUUCAACAAGCUAUUUUCCUCGUCGUGUUCAAGCAUUAUCUCGAAAAGGAAGAAUUAGUACAAAUCCCUGCCAUUGAGGAAGCUAUCGGAUACAAGGUGGAUUUGGACAAUAGCAUGAAUGAAUUCCAUAUUCAGCUCGAGGAUGUGUUACACGCUUAUAUCUCUCUCGUCAAUGAAUUGUCGAGAUUAGCUAUCAAUGCUGUGACAGCAGGUGAUUACAAGCGGCCAUUGCGAUUGUCCUCUUUCCUCGCACGAUUGAGCGCAGGUUUCCAGUUAUUGAAUCUUAAGAAUGACGCGUUGCGAAAGAGAUUCGACAGCAUCAAGUACGACGUCAAGAAGAUUGAGGAGGUUGUGUAUGAUAUCAGCUUGCGCGGAUUGCAAAAGGACGAUGAAGACAAUGAACAAAGCAAAAAGAAAGCAAAAUUAUCUCACAAUGAGUAA